This is a messenger RNA of Mesocricetus auratus (golden hamster), 2377 nucleotides long. It is a transcript of the gene Erfe, whose product is annotated as erythroferrone. NCBI's taxonomy places the organism in Eukaryota, Metazoa, Chordata, Mammalia, Rodentia, Cricetidae. The transcript has 8 exons. The record is from RefSeq and is a predicted model, not a curated record. Gene Ontology annotation, biological process: positive regulation of D-glucose import across plasma membrane; negative regulation of gluconeogenesis; positive regulation of insulin receptor signaling pathway. Gene Ontology annotation, molecular function: hormone activity. The coding region runs from base 1 to 1008 and encodes 335 amino acids.
AUGGCCUUGUCCCGCAGCCCCGUCGGAGCGCUCCUGCUGCUCACCUGCUCCAGCCUAGUCGCCACCAUGGGCCUCGGUAUCCCGGAGGCCGCUGCACCGGUGGGGAACCAGGCACGUCCACGGCUUCCCGACAGCCCACCGGAGCCCACCACGGUGCAAGCACACAGUGUGGAUCCCCGUGAUGCCUGGAUGCUCUUUGUUAGGCAGAGUGACAAGGGCGUCAACAGCAGGAGGCGGAGCAGGACCAAGGCCAGGCGGCUGAAGCUUGGCCUGCCAGGACCUCCGGGGCCACCAGGUCCUCAGGGCCCCCCAGGCCCCUUUAUCCCAUCUGAAGUUCUGCUGCAGGAGUUCCAGCUACUGCUGAAAGGAGCGGUGCGUCAGCGGGAGAGCGCGGAGCCCAAGCACUGCACCAGCGAUUUCACCACACCAGCCUCAGACAGCGCCUCCGGAGUCCUGGUCGCCCAGGAUGGUGACAACGACCAGGACCCAGGGCCUGUGUUGGCACUGCUGGCGGCCAUCCUGGCCCAGGGCCCACGAGCACCACGCGUGGAAGCCGCGUUCCACUGUCGCCUGCGCCGAGAUACGCAGGUGGAGCGGCGUGCGCUUCAUGAGCUCGGGGUCUACUACCUGCCCGAUGUCGAGGGAGUCUUCCGCCGAGGCCCAGGCUUGAACCUGACCAGCGGCCAGUACACCGCGCCAGUGGCUGGCUUCUAUGCCCUAGCUGCCACUCUGCACGUGGCGCUCACAGAGCAGCCAAGAAGAGGACCACCACGACCUCGGGACCGACUACGCCUGCUGAUCUGCAUCCAGUCUCUCUGCCAGCACAACGCCUCCCUGGAGACUGUCAUGGGGCUGGAGAAUAGCAGCGAGCUCUUCACCAUCUCAGUAAAUGGUGUCCUGUAUCUGCAGACAGGACACUACACCUCCGUCUUCUUGGACAAUGCCAGCGGCUCCUCCCUCAUGGUACGAAGCGGCUCCCACUUCAGUGCUAUCCUCCUGGGGCUGUGAGUGGCUGCUGUGGGCUCUUAGCCCCACCAGGCAGAGUGGUCUGAUGUCGACGGUGUGAGGUGACAGUGGCUCUGUGCAGGAGGAAGCCCACUGCACCUCUACAGACACUGGUCACUGCAUCGCCUCUGAGCACAACCAUCCUAGACAUCCCUGAAAAGGUGAUGGAAGGAAGCAGGCUCUCCCAGAAGCAACAGCAUUUUGUGGGCAUCAUAAGCCCUGCUUGGCUCCUCUGGGACCAUCCAGCCUACUUGGUAGCACUUGCUAUGUCCCCAGCUGCAGAGCUGGUAGCCUUGUGUCUCCAUACAGCACCAAAUUCCUCCCUAUGGCCCAGCAUCCUCAGUACUUUGUAGGGAGCUCUACCCAGGCUACUACCUGGAACAGCUCAUCCUGUACAGGGCAGGGCUAUGGGGAAAUGAGGGGAGCCCAGGCCUUCUUGGACUGCACACCCUGUCUACCUAGGUUCCUGGGUCUUCCCAUGAGAAAUUGAAGGGCUGCCAGCCUACAGCUUGUCUCAAUGCAGUCUCCCCAUUUUUAACAAAAUGUUGGACUGGCCCCACACAGGCAGUGGAGAUGACUGGGACCUGCUGAUUAGGAGAUGACACCAGCACAGCCAUCCCACCAGCUGCUUUGGGAUCUCUUGGCCUAGCAGUACUCAAGCCUGGGAUCGGGUGGAUAGUUGCCAGUUGCUUCAUCUUUUGGCUAGCCUCAAGAUGAGGUUACCUCAGCAAGCCUGAAUGCCUGUCUAUAAUCAAACUUCUCCCCAAAGCAGGCUGCCAACACACAGCUCAACAGGGGAUCCGGGCUGUCCAUGAGCAGCCCUGACCCGAUUCUCAGUAGGGCUGGUACCCACCCUACCAGGAAGCACUGUACUGGCCUGGGUCCUGACUCCCUGGCACUUUGAUAAGGACAUGGGGUAGAUACACCCUUCUCUGGAUCUCACUUUGUAUCCAGUGGGCACAGACAUGCUACAGAAGUUAUCUUCUGCCCUUGCGAAAGCCACAUAAGUGCGUAUCUCAACAACUGUGCUACACAGCAACUUGAAAGUAUUUAUUGUGUCAUACUGCCUGGAAGAACGUAUUUAUGUAAUGGAUCCCACACAGCACGACAAUGAAGAGCAGACCUGAGGCUCAAAAUCUCUUUCCAGCCCACCUCACCAAAGACCAUGAGGGGCGAGUUCUGGAAAGAGAGGGAGAGAUGCCUCUAGUCUUGGCACUCCCCCUGAAGUUGGCAGGAAGGCCAUAGUGCCAAGUGUCUCCCAGACAGACAGUGGCACUUAGGGACAAGGGUCACAGCCUCUGGGACGCUGAAGGAUUCCUGGGUUCCAAGAAUGUGCUGAAUUAAAUUGUUAUGCUUUCUGAUGAGGUGGUGU